AUGUCUGCGGAUUUCUGGGCCAGCUACAUCUCUGGAGCAUUGGGAAUACUGAUAGGCAAUCGCUUAGAUGUCUUGAAGGUCAAGGCUCAGACGAGCACGGAAGUUACUUCAACGGGGCUUGUACCAGAGCAAGGUACUAGUGUGAAGAGAUUUACAGCUUUGUUCAGAGGAGCGGCGGCUCCCAUACUUGGCUAUGGAGCUCUGAACUCCAUUCUUUUUCUAUCUUUCAAUAGAUCCUUAAAACUGAUGGAUCCGAGCAUAUUUGAUUACACCAAGCUCACAGGCGUUGACCUAAGCAAAAUUUGGAUGGCGGGUGCGGUGGGUGGGCUUGCGUCGUUUGUGAUUUCAGCACCGUCAGAACUUAUCAAGUGUCGUGCUCAGUUAGUUGUUGAUGGGCAGGGGUCCUCCUACGCUGUAUUCAAGGAGGUCUGGAAGCAUCAGGGGAUUCGUGGGCUCUACUACGGGGGGAUGAUAACAAGCGUUCGGGACGCAUUUGGAUAUGGUUGGUACUUUUGGUCAUACGAACUUAGCAAACGGUUGCUACUUUCCAAAGGAGCAGACCCUUUCGCUGCUCCUACUGCCUCAGAUGUCCUGAUUAGCGGCGGCAUUGCAGGUGUGGUAACCUGGUUGUCCAUCUAUCCGCUCGAUGUGGUAAAAACGCGUCUGCAGACUCAACCCUCGUGGAGUCCCGAGCUGCAAGGGCUGCUUCGGGCCAAUAGAGAUAUACUGGCUCCGAAAAGUGCAAAGACCUCCCUUGUCGUGGCUCGUGAAGUCUGGCAAGACUCGGGGCUUCGAGGAUUUUACCGUGGCAUCGGCGUGUGCAGCCUCCGAGCGUUCAUUGUCAAUGCUGUUCAGGUUUGUGAACCCCAACAUGACAGCUGA
Molecule: messenger RNA, 882 nt
Organism: Exophiala aquamarina CBS 119918
Lineage: Eukaryota; Fungi; Ascomycota; Eurotiomycetes; Chaetothyriales; Herpotrichiellaceae
Exons: 1
Coding region: 1-882 (293 amino acids)
Biological process (GO): transport
Molecular function (GO): transmembrane transporter activity
Source: RefSeq, a predicted model, not a curated record